This is a messenger RNA of Amphiprion ocellaris (clown anemonefish), 763 nucleotides long. It is a transcript of the gene mgst3b, whose product is annotated as microsomal glutathione S-transferase 3b. The transcript is spliced from 4 exons. The record is from RefSeq and is a predicted model, not a curated record. Lineage: Eukaryota; Metazoa; Chordata; Actinopteri; Pomacentridae. The coding region runs from base 96 to 518 and encodes 140 amino acids. Gene Ontology annotation, cellular component: nuclear envelope; endoplasmic reticulum; membrane. Gene Ontology annotation, molecular function: glutathione transferase activity; glutathione peroxidase activity.
UGGCUCUCGUGGGAUAUAAAAACGCCUUCUGUCGUGUGCAGAUCACCUUGCUGAGCUCACCUGAAACCUGAUAGCAGGCUAAACAUCGCUCCAUCAUGGACGUCCUCACUGUGCUGCCGUCCAACUUCGGAUAUGUCAUUUUUAUUUACCUGUACAGCUGGAUAAUGCUGAUGUAUUUGGGAAUUAAUGUGGGUUCUGCCAGGAAGAAGUACGGAGUGAAGUAUCCCACCAUGUACAGCGACAAGGAGAAUAUGUUCAACUGCAUCCAGAGAGCCCACCAGAACACCCUGGAGGUGUACCCUCAGUGGCUAGUCUUCCAGACCAUUGCAGCUCUGGUCUAUCCGCUGUCAGCAUCUGUACUGGGGGCUAUCUGGGUGACCAGCAGGUUGUCCUACGCCUGGGGCUACUACACAGGAGAUCCAGCCAAGAGGAUGAAUGGUGCCUAUGGCUACAUUGGAUAUUUUGGAGUCAUCAUUCUUUCCAUAUGUACAGCCUUGCAGCUGCUUGGCUGCUAUUAAGAUGAUUGUCAUUUUGGGUUUGCCCAUGUGACUCAUUUACACUGGCUAGCAUGGCAUUUUCAGAUUUAUCAACAGUAAAGUCUCUGCACAGUUCUUCAAAUGCUUAUCUGAAAUUGUGAUACUAAUCUUUUUUAUGAACCACUGAUGUGACAUUCCAAUAAUUUUUGCAAAUGCUUACUCCAUGUACUGAACAAUAUGCAAUAAUCAACAAUAAAGUAGAUGCUGACUGAAGCUACAGCUUCAAA